Molecule: messenger RNA, 10362 nt
Organism: Pseudomyrmex gracilis
Lineage: Eukaryota; Metazoa; Arthropoda; Insecta; Hymenoptera; Formicidae
Gene: UbcE2H
Product: ubiquitin-conjugating enzyme E2 H
Exons: 6
Coding region: 626-1195 (189 amino acids)
Biological process (GO): protein polyubiquitination; ubiquitin-dependent protein catabolic process
Cellular component (GO): nucleus
Molecular function (GO): ubiquitin conjugating enzyme activity
Source: RefSeq, a predicted model, not a curated record
AGAGAGAGAGAGGAGAGAGGAGAGAAAGAACAGGCGUUUACGCGACAGUGGUUGACAUAGGCUCUCUCUCUGGCAGGAGGACGGAACAGUUUUUUUCCAUGUGUGUAUGCGCACGCGAACGACAGAUAGAAAGCGAGAGAGAGAAAGAGAAAGAGAGAGACAGUUAGCAAGACUGGAAAAGCGAUAGGAACGUAGAGAGCGAGUGAGAGAAACGCGGCGGUCGACGAAUGCGAUUUGCUCCUUGUAAUCGCUGACGAGAUGAUCUAGCUUUUUGACACGCAAAAGAGGAGAGUGUGCGUUUCGCCGCAGUGUUGAAGUAAAGCGAGGGCUGUUCAAUCGGGUUUUCUUCUCUCUCACGCGCGCAAGGAAAGCAAAACAAAAAAAAAAAAAAAACACCAGCGAGGAGCUGUCUAGAGAGCCCUCCCGGGGCACGACGAACUGUCUGUCGAGCUCAGCUGAUCCACGCGCACCAAGAAGUAGGAGGAAGAGGUAGGAGAGGAGAAAGGAGGCAGCGGACGCCACCAGCCAGCAGCGGCGCUGUGGGACGCAAAAAAAAAAAAAAAAAAAAGGGGUUCCUCUGCCGAACUUCCAGCGCAGCGACUCGAUCGAGCAGCACCGAUAAAACAUGUCGUCCCCCAGCGCAGGCAAACGUCGUAUGGACACGGAUGUUAUCAAACUAAUAGAAAGCAAGCACGAGGUGACAAUCCUGUCAGGACUCAAUGAAUUCUCCGUCAAGUUCUACGGUCCACGAGGGACACCGUAUGAGGGUGGAAUAUGGAUGGUGAGGGUUCAUCUGCCGGAGCACUACCCCUUCAAAUCUCCUUCGAUCGGCUUCAUGAACAAAGUCUAUCAUCCCAACAUUGACGAAGUCUCGGGCACCGUAUGUCUAGACGUUAUAAACCAGGCAUGGACUGCCCUUUACGACUUAUCGAAUAUUUUCGAGUCGUUCCUGCCUCAGUUGUUAACAUAUCCCAAUCCGAUCGAUCCCCUAAACGGCGACGCUGCCGCGAUGUAUCUCCAUAAACCCGAGGAGUACAAAAAGAAGGUAGCGGAUUACGUCAGGAAGUACGCGACGGAAGAGGCGCUCAGGGAACAGGAGAAAAUAGCCGGGAGCACCGGAAACGGGAUGUCCUCCGACAGUGAGUCGUCGAUGAGCGACUUCAGCGAGGAUGAGGCGCAGGACAUGGAGUUGUAACCAAAUAUAUUACCAUCCGUACCCAUAUCCUUAAUCAUCUCGAUUCCCUGUAAGAUCCUCGAUCGCUCGUCCUACUACCAAAUAGAUGCUUACACCCGAGACUCCGAGCCUCACUUCUGGUGACGGCGACGAGCCGAUCCUCGUCGCUGCUCUCGUCGUUCGUCGCUCGCACGCAAACGUCGCGCCCCAACACGGCAGAAUGGGGGUUAGGUUGGUGAGAUAUGAUGGUUGGGCGUAAUCGGCCAACUCUCAUGGCCCGACGAGAGUAACAGCGACCGAGGCGCACGAGGUAAAAACGGAGAAUCGCGCAUGGGGGUUUGUGUGCAUUGCGCGCUUUUCUCGUCAAAGCGCGUCGUGUAGGUGCGUAAUUUUUCGAUCGCGCACACGACGACAUAUCUCUCCUCACGGUCAUCCGAGCUCUGUUGAUAUUCCGUCGGUCUCGAUCGGCUCCGCCGGCUUUGUUCGCUCUGUUUAAUCGUAUAUUCUAAUUGUCAUGAUCGCAAUGAUGAUGAGGAUGAUGAUGAUGAUAAUGAUGUGCUCGUCGAACACGCGAUGAUCAACGUAACGAAAAAAGAGUGUCCAACAAGAGUCUCCCCGCAAAGAGAGUCGGAUUCUUUCUUUUCUCGAGAGCGCGAAGAAAAGGAAAGAAGUGAAGAAGAGAGAACGAAAGAGGACCACAUUAUACUGAUAUUCACGGGUUAUCGUCCGCCGGUCUCGACGCAAUGUCGAUUCUCCCAAAAUCGUUCGUAAUGCACCGCAUCGGCAAUUCCGGCAUCGAUCGUUGUAUCGCACACGAUGCGUUUCUACUGUGCGUUAUCUGCGACGAUGCGUUUCUGUGUGAUUGAGAAGCGAACCGUAUAACAUCGAAAACAAUUAAUAUUUUCGCACGACGAAACGAUAAAAUACAAAACGAGUUCGACUUGCGUUUUUCUUGUUCUCGAGAUUCUCUCGCCCUUGUUUUUUUUUUUCCAACUUUUUUUUUUGUCCGAACGUCGCAGAUGGAUAUAACAUCGCAUUUUGAUUGCGAUAUGUGUGAUGGGAUAUCGCGAUCGAAGGACAUUUAAAACGGGAGAGAUGCGCCAGGAGAAAUUUUAACAAUCUGGCAUACAAAAUGGUCGCAUCUUCUCCGUCCGGCUAACGACUCCUUUGCUUCUAUCUUAAAUUUAUAUGUUAGCAUCUAUUUAGAAACUUACACUUUUUUUACACGCAAAAUCGUUAUCAUUCGCUACUCAUCGCUCUCAUUAUUUUGUGACGGAUUAUUACGUUAUUGGAAGUUUGUUUUUUUUUUUAAAGGGUAAAGUGAGUUUCGUUCUCGCGCAAAAAACAUUUUCUUUUCCCUGCAGUUGAUCGAUUUGAAAAAAAAAAAAAAAAAAAAAAAAAUCAGCGCGCAUGUCACGCGUCAGUUCACGGUUCUCCGCUUAAAUGCAGACCAGGUCUUUUGUUUGACAACAAACACGCGAAAACAAAUGUGAUGGAGUAUGGGUACUAGCACCGUCUUCCUUUUUUUUCCUGCCAUCACCAUUCCCAAAACGUUUCCCUCGCAGGGCAGCGCAUCAGCGACCGAUCGCCACGUCGUCUUCAUUCGCGACAGCGGAGAGAAGAUCAAAUCCGUCGCAUAAACGACAGCACGACAUCGGGACGACGUCGCAGCCACCGUCCAAGAUCGCGCGAUCAUGGAAUUUCUUCGGAAGAACGAGUGUGAACGAGACGUCGAAUAUGUUCCAGACAUCAGCGGCGUUCCAUCUCGAAUUUCGCGCAUCUGGCAGUCAAAACGCGGAAGAAACACGGAUGAACCAAGCCACGAUACUCACUUCAUCCUGCGUCCAUUCUCCCGACGCGAAUGUAAAUUUAACUGAUCCUGAUGGGUGCGGAUCGGACGCGAAUUCCGUUCGCGAGAAAUUUUAAGUCAAUUUAUACUUAUAUUUUAAUCUCAUUAUUGUUACACUCUCGACUCUUAUAGAUUUCAAUAUUUAGAAUUAUUAUUACUAAGAGAAGGACAUAAGUAGCGAAUCAAAUUGGUUUGUUAUAAAUAUUUAUAUUAUACAUAAGUGAUUUUUUUCUUUUUUCUAACAAUAAAAUUCUAACAAUAAAAUUGGUAUCAAGCUUGCGUUAAAAAAAAAAAAACAAAAAAAAGAAAAAACCAAACGAGAUUCGGCUAUUUAAUAAUAAUUCGUCACAUACAUCCGCUAUUUACACGUAGAGUAUCCUGUGUUUUCGAUCGUUUCGAAAGAGAUAUUAGAAUUAAAAGGACACAAAAUCAAAAAUCUCAGGGAAUUUCUGUUUGAGAAACAUACGAAGAAAAAAAACUGUGGUUGUUAUCAUCGUUGAAAAGUGAGGAACAGACGAAAUUCAAAAAAUACGUAGCACAAAUAUGGGAAGCCGAGAAAAUAACGAAAUUUUUCUUAACAAUUAACAUAUAAUACACGCGCGAAUGUCGAUUUCGAGAAAAAGAACCAAUUAAAAAAAAUUAAAGAGUUGCUUAGUUAGGAAAAAGUGUAAAUUUUAUGAAGAAUACAAUUUUUGUUGUACAAACUUGUUUGUUUUGCUGCACAAUAAUCUGCGAUCAAUAGUAUCUCGUUUCAAAUUGAUCUUCCUCCUUUGCAUGAUUUACAUGUAUGCAACGCGAUUCUAACUAUACGUAAGUACAGGCGUUAUAUUUCAUUCAGUGCCUUCUCAGGCAGAAAAGCGUGCCUUAUUAUCUAUCUCCCGUAAAGAGCCGCAAAUCGGAAGUAUAGUGAAUAUUUAGCGUUAACGAAUCUCUGUCAAUGAAAUUAAUUAAUUACUUGUGAAGCAAAGCAAUAUACGGAUGUUUUUACUUUUGAAAGUCAAAAAUAUAUGUCGGAGGCGAUUGCCAGCUUCAAUAAUUUUUUGCUGAUAAUUGAAAUAUAGUAUACCACUACGGAAAGUAAGUCAGAAAAAAUUAUAACAAAAAGAAAAUACUGAUUUGAAACAAUAAUUGGAAAAUUAUUUGUUCAAUUCUGAAAAAAUAGUCUCUGACGAAAAUUUGACGUAAGAAUAUCAUUACUUUUCAUUAUAUAAUUAGACGUGGACGCGUAAAUGGCUGCGCAGAACAACGCAGUUUACACUGUACAUUUGUGCUUAUUUCCGACUACAACACUUUGUUAUUUUAUUCAUUUUAAUAACUCUUGUUAUAUUUUGUUCGCCGUUAAACUUUGUUUAGGUAUGAUAUAUUUUAUAAACCGUUGCGCUCACUUUUUACAUAAAUUUUAGACAUGCACUUGUCAAUUUUUAGAAAACCACAGUUAAAAUUGAAUAAAAUCAGUAUGAAUUUUAUAUAAGUUAGAACCAGUGUGCACUUCUGAUGUCUUCUUUUAAUCUGUGCAAUUAUUUGUAAAUAAUCAAAGGAGAUAUGAAAAGUUCAAGAGCCAUCGCGGUGAGAUGUUGGCGCGCUAAUGCUGUUAUCGCAACAAAAACGUUAAAUAACGAUAAUGCCGAAUAAAUAACGAUAAUUUCUAUAAACAAAAAAUAUUUGUUUGUCGCGCGUCUAUUAUUGGAAUGACACUUUAGUGGAUACAAAAAAUAAAAAAACUUUGUAUUUAUCCGUUAUAUACAAAACUUGAUUAUCACAUGAAUGCAUAUUCAAGCCAAUCACGCAGGUAGCUCAAUACUGACACGUUCGAAUUAAUCGGAUCGUAUUACAAAGAUAAAUAGCCUCGUGUCGGGUGUUUCCUUCAGAGAUCCGAUCGCAAAGGAGGAUGAAAAUAUAUUUUAUUUUUCGCAAAAUUCGCGCAGGCUCUUAUUUCCUUUUAUAUGUUCUUUGAACUUGUAUCUUAGAAACAAACUAUCUCUUUGUUAUGUGUGAAAAUGAUAUUUUCUUUCAAAAUUUCGUCAAUUGCUUGUUAUAAUCGCCUCGUUGACUUUGCUUUUUUUCGUUAUAAUUAUUUUAACGCUUCCCGAGACUUGGUGUGCAAUCUACAACGUAUGUAUGUCGAAGAGAGAACUAUACAGUUUUUAUUCAGAGUGUGGAACACACACACACACACACAUACACACACUUAGAAUUAUCAGCCGUACUUAGAGAGAAAGAGAGAGAGAGAGAGAGAGAGAGAAAACUGGAGAAAACUUCUGCUGCUAUUCUUUUAUUCACGCUGUAUCUUGAUGCAGAAUGCGUCUCUUUAUUUAUGUAAGUUAGCGUAGUAGUUUUAACGCGUUAGCUAAGCAUACAUUCAGUCCAAGUGUCUCAACGGCACUGUACUUUUUAGGCUUCGUCGAUUAAGAACCAAAAGAAAAAAAGCAAUCAUAAAACGUGCGUUUCCCAUCGAUCGUAUCGAUUGAGUUUCAAGUCGUCCUCUCAGAUCUCACAUCGUUGCUAAUUGUAUAUGUAACAUAUAGAAUAAUUAUUGACUAGUUAUACGCAUAAAAUAUACAUACAUAUAUCUUCGAUCGUAUUCGCAUAAUUCUACUAUAUAUAUAUAUAUACAUAUAUGUAUACUAUAUAUAUAUAUGUAUAUAUAUAUAUAUGUAUACUAUAUAUAUAUAUAUAUGUAUGAUUUUACUAACGAAAGUUUUAUUCAGGUCAGCGAAAGAAUAAUUUUAAUAAUCAGUUUUUUAUAUAUGGUUCCUUUUGCAAAUGUUGUUUGUUCCUCGUUAUGUCGAAGCUCUUACCGCGGUUUUAUUAUCUUAAAUCACUCGAACUCUUUCUGAUCACUUUUCGCCAGUGUAAAAAAAUAACCAAACAAACAAACAAACAUGAUUAACGCAAAAAACAAACAUGAUUUUCGCAGUGUGCGUAAAGUGUAUUAUCGAAUCGGAUAUUUAAUUAAUUGUGCGCUUAGAGAUUUAUAAUAUUUAUAGUAACACUUUUUUGUUUUAAUGCGAAUAUAUAUAUCUAUUGCCUCUAUUGUGUUCAAAUCUUUUUGUAAUGUUAAAAACUCGAAAGGCAUAUUUUUAUACAUGUAUUGCAAUGAUAUAAUAUAAUAGCGAUAUAGCAGAUGUUCUCUAUCCUACGUCGAGUUUUCAUAGCCAUUUAAUUUUCCCCUUUCGAUCGCGUAAAUAACGAACGUCGGUUAUAUAUAUACAUAUAUAUAUAAUAUUUUUAUAAUCGCACAGUGUACGAGCGACAUUUUUCAUGAACUUAGACCUUGUCGCGAAUGCAUUGACUUGUGUUGAUAUCAUCCUUUAAUUCUUGAAUACGUGAAUAAAAUGUACAUCUAAAGGAUGCAAAGGAGUCGUUACGUUGAGAGAAAACACAAAUUGUUUUUAAGUGAGAACUUUCGGAGUUGAAACGAGAGCAUUUGAAACUACGAUUAUUGUGAUUGAUUGGAUCUUAACUCUUCUCUGUGUUCGUAAAUGUCACACAUACGUCUUAAUCGCAAAAAUAGUAAGUAUUCUUACAGGGACUAUCACGGUAUUUCCAAAUCGAUAAAAAACGAUGCCGCGUGUUUGCCAAACUUGUGUCAACAAUUCGCGAUCGAAGGGCGAGGGACUCGUUCAGUCCGAUUCAAUUUGAUCAGUCGACAAAUUAUAUAUAUAUAUAUACAUACAUAUAUGCACCGUGUAAAACACGACUCACAAAUCCGUCAAUUUUGCGGAAAUCGCAUUCACUGUUGUAACAUCAACAUAAAAAAAAAAAAAAAAAAAAGAUAUCCUUUCUCGACGCAGUCGAUUUUCUCAUUGUACAAAAUUGUUAAUUCUAUAUUUCUAUACAUGCGACAUACAUUUCUUUCUCAACAAAACGCACAUUAUACAAAUAUCGUUCGAGAUUCCAGCGCAACGUAUGAAGAAAAAAAAAUUGAAGACAUAACGACCGACUAUUUUCUAUUCAUGUUCCGCCGGCGGAGCACGUUUCCUUCAUUUUGGUGUCUUGUUGUUUCGUAGGAUAUCAUCGCUGAGAUUAGAUAAUGUGCGCGCACGCACGGGAGGAAGCGCAAUUAUCCACAUUACUUCUCUUCAUCGGUGAAAGAAAAUGGCAAUAUUUUUGCUACUCGUUCGUAAUUAUAUAAUCGUCAAUGUUAUCGAGCAUGCGGACGUGCAGCGCCACGAGCGUCAGACGCGCAAUAAUGGAAUUUAACUUAUAAAGUUGUAAACAAACAAACAAAAAAAAAAAAAAAAAAACGAAAAAACUACUAAACACGCAAUCGUUAAGUCCCGAUCGCCCGACAACGACAAGACGCAAAAUUGUAGACCACACACCACUUCUCUGGAAAUAGGCCGACAGUUAUCUCUCUAUACUCGCUCGAUAGCAAACUCUCGUUUCUCGCUGUUCAAAAACCGCGGAAAAUCGGAAAAAAAGAAAACAAACCGCAAUCCCAAUCUCCCAAUUUAGAUCCACAGCGAUAAGAGAGAACGUUCUCUAUAAUCCAUACGUAUAUUUAUAUAAAAAGUAGACAGUAAACGUCGACAUUGUCGCGAAACGACGGCGAAGCAACGUCGAGCAAACGUGGGCGAACGCGUGUAAAAAAUGUGUCUAAUCAUUUGCCGAUCUCCGUGCAAUUUGAACGCAUUUUUUUAGGGCCGAGUGUUGCCGAGAUGCAACAUUCGACGAAUAUAAAUUACAAAACUGAGGCAGGUCAUUGUUUUAUUCGCGCACGAUAUAUUCUGUUAUACUUCGUCGGGAUCUUUGCGCCGAACAUGUACGUUUUAUUGACGCGCUGUCGCUUUGGGCAAUAUCGACGUUUGACGCAAUGGACGACUUUCACGUGUGUUAUUAAUUAACCGCUUCAACGUUAUAUUGUUUCGUCAAUUGUGCGAAAAACACACACUCAAACAUCGUUUCCACGUAGAUAAGCGAGACCAUUUUCUCUACGACGCGGCGUCCAGGAUAAAAGAGAAGAAACAAAAUUCACAAUUGCAUUUUAUAUUCGCAGUAAAAGGAAAAAAUAGCUCGUACCAAAAAAAAAAACGAAAUAUCAAUAUAUAAUUAAGUGAAAUUAGUGACAAAAAGAGAAUUCUUCGGAACACGCGCUCGCUUAUGCAUCUGGAAAUGAUAGGAAUUUAAUGUUUCAACUAUAAUGAUGAGACGGAGAUUUACAAGAGGAGUAAACAACGGAGAAAGAGAAAUACCGUUUCUUAACGGCUCGCACUGCAAUGAGCGUCUUACGUUAUAAUGAAAUAAACAGAUAAAGAUAAGAAAAUCAAGGGUCCAUUAAAAUUGCAUUCAGUGAGCAAAACCGUACAAGUUAUUUUAAAUGAUUAUCUUAAAAACGUAAUUUGUAUUUAUUGUUUUUUAUACAUAUAUACUUCAAAAAAUAAAUUAUUGCAUAAUUUUGCACGUCAAAAACCAAUUAUAUUAAAUGAAUACUUGAAUGAAUGAAACUUGAAAACGUAAUUUGUAUUAAUUUUUUUACACAUAUAUACUUUGAAAAAAAAAUAAAUUAUUGCAUAAAUUUGUCAAAAACGUUUAUAAUAGUUUUGGAUUUAUUAUAAGAUGUAGUAUAAAAUAAUUAUAGAUUCAAAAGAAACGUCAUUAGGUGCGCGCCGCGAAGAAAUCAGAAACCUGAGGGAGUGACAGGUGUGUUGAUUACUUCGAUCAACGCGGUGCGAGACAGAUUUCUUCGAUAUAGAUUUCGAUAUCGCUGGUAGUGUGACAAAGAAAAACUCUCUUCUCAAACGUAACACUUGUAGCGACGUAUAAACAAAGAAAAAAAAAUCCGCUAAGGAAGUUUGUAAUAAGUCGUGGUAGUGACGACGAUCGUCAUUAACUCUGCAGUAACGUCGUACAUUUUCCCCUCUCUCAAGUGGUUCCUAGUCACUGCCAAAUACUUGUUGACGACGAUUAUCGUGAAAAGCGUGACCGGUGAGCUGCUGAAAGGAAAUUUUUAUUCUCUCGCUGCGUAUCAUUGGAAAACAACACGCCGCAAAACAAAAAUGCACUUCGCGAAGUGUUCGAGUUAUACUUAAUAGAUGAUGUUCAAAAGCCCGCGAGGCGUAAAUUAUUGGCACACAAAAAACUGCCGUACUGCAGGGUUUACGGGGAAUCGACGAGAUAUCUGUUAAUUAACACAGGCAGAGCAAAGCUUUAUAAACUAACGUAGUGAUGAUGAUGAUGACGAUAAAGAAGUUUGGAACACUCGUUCGGAGGAUUUGUUCGGGGAACGGUUUCUAUGUUCCAUGUACAAUCGUGAUGAUCGAAUUAUUGGUGUCUGUAGAGGUACAUAUAUUUUCUUACGGUAUAUGGUAAUUAGCUGCGCUGCUUCGGCUCGUGAAGGACCCGGUACCCUUGAAUUGGUCAUAACCGAAGCGAAGAAAGAGAUCGCCGUCAGCGUGUCGUGAUAAAAGUGCGGCGAGCAUCUUCAGUUCUACAAAGCUUAGUAGCUUCGAUGAUGUCAAAAAACUUUUUGUAAUAAAAUUCGUAUUCGUAGCCGAAACAAUUCAAAUGGAAAUGUGUGUGCGUUGUGUUUCUUCGCUGAAAUUUAGAAUUUAUAUACGUAAAGAAUAUAUAUUAUAUUUUUUUUAAGCAAAGUGUGUUUAAAAUACGGUCCAAAGGUGAUAUGAAACAGAGAGUGGAGAGACUUUUUUUUAAAAAAAUUAAUUUUGUCUUAAUUCUAACAUUCGAUAUAAAUGCGAUUAUCGUUUAACGAGUUUAAGAGAUCAGUAUCUCUGCUAUGUUAAAUAAAUCUUGAUAUAAAACUAAAAGAAAAAUUGGUGUGAUUUUUAUUGUGACGCCAUUGUGUAUAGCGUAGCAAAAACUUCUGUAAGCUUGAAAAAUACAUAUUUAACUUUGUUAAAAAAAAAAAAAAAAAAAAAGAUAGAUGUUAUUCAUUUUUGGACUUACGCGGUGGUUCUUGCCGUGUGAAGGAAUUCUAAAGGACGAAUUUAAGGGAACGGGCGCCUCAAAAGCUAGAUGUAAAAUUUUCUUAGAGGUACCUAUGUUGUUUCGAUAUGUAUGAAUCGUCUAUGUAAGAUGCUGGUAAUGUUAGCAAAACUAAAAAAAAAUGAUAACUGUCUCAACGACGAAUAUGCCGAGAAAAAAAGAAUUGAUCUCGAAUAUAUAAUAAUCCGGCCUUUUUUUCCAGAAACAUAUAUAAAGAUGAGACAAAAAUAAUUCGACGAUCUGUCAUGUCUUUCAGAUGCAACCAGACAGAUUUCCCGAAUUUGACCAAUCACACAGAACGUCUUUCUACUUAGCACAUGAUAUAUGACGAUGAUUACGAACUCGCUGAAUCCACAUUCUCAUGGUUCAUGAACACAAUAAAAAAAAAAAAAAA